Lasiosphaeria miniovina is the source of this 1213-nucleotide messenger RNA. RefSeq lists its product as uncharacterized. The transcript has a single exon. Lineage: Eukaryota; Fungi; Ascomycota; Sordariomycetes; Sordariales; Lasiosphaeriaceae. Gene Ontology annotation, molecular function: nucleic acid binding. The record is from RefSeq and is a predicted model, not a curated record. Bases 111 to 1157 code for a protein of 348 amino acids.
GUUUGCGGCACGACGUCGCUCCGCCCCCACUUGGAUUCACGUUGCGUGCACAUUGCAGCCUCACCGUUUCCAAUUCAAAGCUAUCGUUGGUAGCGACGUCCGGAUCCGCAAUGUUACGCCCACAGACCUUUCAGUCGUCAUGCCUAUCUAUAUUACGACUCUUUAGGAAACAAAUCGCUCUACCGACGUUGCAGCCGCGGAAUAUUGCCACCUCAUCGGCAGCAUCGUCAUCGCCAUCGCCAUCGCCAUCGCCAUCGCCAUCAGCAGCAUCGCCAUCGCCAUCAGCACUAUCGCCAUUGCCAUCAGCAUCAGAAUCAUUAGCAGCAUCAUUAGCAGCAGUAUCUGCCGCCUCCGAGACCGUCAUCGCUUCCGAAGAGGCACUCGGCUCCUUUCUCUCGUCAAUCGCGCCCUCGUCCAUACUCUACCUCGACCUCGAAGGCACCGCGCUCUCCCGCAACGGCACCGUCUCGCUCAUCACAAGCCUCGUGUACCCGCAGCGCACCACGCGGCUCAUCGACGUGCUCACGCUCGGCAAGGCCGCCUUCACCACGCCGGCGCGCGACGGCCGCACCACCCUCAAGUCCAUCCUCGAGGACCCCGCCAUCUCAAAGUACCUGUGGGACGUGCGCAGCGACGCCGACGCGCUGUGGGCCCUCUACGGCGUCGGCCUGCGCGGCAUCACCGACCUGCAGCUGCUCGAGAACGCCGGGCGCGCCGGCAACAGGAAGCUCAUCCGCGGCCUUAGCAAGAGCAUCAAGCGCGACCUCGCGCUCACGCCGGCCGACCUCGACCGCUGGCACCGCACAAAGACGGAGGGCAAGCGCCUCAUGGACGAGAACCGGUUUGAUGUGCGCCCCAUCGCCCCCGAUGUCGUCGAGUACUGCCUCGGUGAUGUUGCGCUUCUGCCCGCCCUGCACGAGCUGUAUGGUGGGCGUGUGGACGCCGAGUGGCUCGCCAAGGUCGUCGACGAGAGCGCCCGCCGCAUCGAGGAGGUCCAGGCGGUUGAUUAUGACACUACCUUCACGUACCAGAAGAUGUUGGCGCCUUGGGGCGGCGACCUUGUGGUGAAGGUGCUGAAUCCGGAUCUGCCGGUGACGGAUGUGGAGCUGCCGGUGGUAGACGUAGAACCUGUAAAACCUGAAAAACCUCUUGUUUGAAUUCUACAAAUAUACUGUAUAUAAUACUACUAACUAAGCGCGUCUUGCCAUCUUGU